AACCACUCCAUUGUCGAUCCGGAAACGAAAAUUUGCAGCGGAAACUCAUCAAUCUCUGUUUCUUCUCGGAAUUUCAAUUGAAUGUCAACACCAUUCGUUGAAUUCUGCAAAUACAGAGCGAAAUUAUUUGUACAAUUUAUGUGAAAUUCAGUCGCAGAAGAAGAAGAAGAAAAAUGGGGGAAGAAGAGGGGAAGAAGAGGAGGGUGGUGGUGGAAUCGCUGGGAUGGCUAACGGAGUCUUCGAUUAUGCCGAAGAAGCAUAGGGCAAUCGAAGGUGUGGGUGCGUCUUCCAUACUCGAGCUCAAGGCUCAGCUCUAUAAGUCCCAGGAGGAGUCCAAGAAGAACAAGGACUUGGCCGGCCCUGGGGUCGAGUUUCACCGAGCCAAACAGAAUAUCACCCCUCAUGAUUCCUUCUCUCGCCACAACUCCGGCGUCCAAGCUCGUGCUCACAAGGACAAACUUGAGCUUAAAGCUGCAAACGAUGGGUCAGCCAGCUAUGCAGCCUUGGAGAGGAAGGCCGAGUUAUACGAGAAGCUAGUAAAGGGAGAGCUAUCUGAUGAGGAAGACAAUGAGAAGUAUUGUGUAGACUUUUUCCGCAAGGGCCUUGUGCAGGACGAGUCAGAGCAGCCACAAGGCCAUGGUGCAUUUGCAUCCGUACCGCCAGCUGAUGAAGUUGUUGAGGAUGAUGCUUCAGUGUUAUUUAACCUAAAAUCUAUAGGGCCUGGCCGAAAUGCUGGAAUAGCGGACAAUAAUGAACACAAACGUUUUGUGAGGGAGGUUCAUGUAGAGGCAAGUCGAGCAAGAGAAAAGGCAUCUGAGGUUAAGUUGCGCAGGGAAGAGCAGGCAACUGCACGUCGUGAGAAGCUAAAGCAGGCAUAUAUAAGGAAAAAGUUAGAGAAAUUGAAAGCUGCAUCCAGUGCAGAACAAACGUGAUGGUGAAGACCAUAACCUAAUACCAGAAUAGGCGAUUCGCCUGCUGAAGCUGUCUGAUAGUUUCUUCGCAUGCUUUCGUCUCAGGCAUUUAACCUGUAUACCAAAUUAGUCUAAAGAAAUGAAUGUUUCUCAUGCAAACCUGAAAUGCUCAUAUGGAAAAAGAAGCUUGCACGUGGAAAAGCGAUUGUUUGCUGUUCUCAUUAAGGUGUUUUCAGUUCUGUA
Messenger RNA from Tripterygium wilfordii, 1154 nucleotides. RefSeq lists its product as uncharacterized. The transcript has 3 exons. The coding region runs from base 174 to 932 and encodes 252 amino acids. The record is from RefSeq and is a predicted model, not a curated record. Gene Ontology annotation, cellular component: nucleus. NCBI's taxonomy places the organism in Eukaryota, Viridiplantae, Streptophyta, Magnoliopsida, Celastrales, Celastraceae.